CCUUUUAAGUUAUAAAGACGAGCCGAGAGGACGUCGUGCAGAAAUUCACUCAAAAGGUUUUAGAGUGACACAUGGAUUCCUCAGCAUCCAAUAUGCCAUCAGUAAAAGUGGAAAUUCCAGAGAAGUUUGUGAGUGAAAGCAGAAGAACAUGCUACAUUUCCAAAAGAUACAUUUUGACUUUUUUCGCUUGGCUGGGGAUGUUGAACAUCUACGCCAUGCGCGUCAAUUUGAGUGUGGCUAUGGUGGCCAUGGUUAACAACACAAAAAGCACCUCUUCUAACGAUUCAUUUCAAGUGAUGGAAUGUCCGAAUCUAAUACAGUACGAAACAGAAGACGGACGGAAGGAAAACGAAGGAUUUAAAGGUGAGCAAUACAACUGGGACUCGAAAGCUCAAGGCAUCAUCUUGGGAUCCUUCUUUUAUGGAUACAUCCUCACUCAACUCCCGGGCGGAAUUCUGUCAGAAAGAUUCGGCGGCAAAUGGCUGUAUGGUGGGGGAUGUCUGGUAACAGCAGUCUUCUCCCUCCUCACACCCCUGGCGGCCAGUUUGGGAACUGGUGCCUUCAUCACAGUGAGAAUUCUAGAAGGUCUGGGAGAAGGUGUGACAUUUCCGGCAGUGAACAUGAUGAUCAGCAGGUGGUCUCCGAAGGUAGAGCGGAGCCGCAUCUCCACCAUCAUCUUCACGGGUUCCCAGAUCGGCAACGUCAUCGCCAUGCCCAUCUCUGGAGUCCUCAGCAGCACGGACCUGCUUGGAGGGUGGCCGUCCGUCUUCUACGUUUUCGGAGCGUUUGGUUGCAUUUGGUUUCUGUUUUGGUGUGUUUUCGUUUACGAAAAUCCCUCUCAGCAUCCGACCAUUUCCAAAGAGGAGCUGCUACACAUCGAACAAAAUAAAGAUGAAAAACCAAAGACGAAGAUGGCCAUUCCAUGGAAGGACAUUUUCACUUCACUUCCCAUGUGGGCCGUGAUCAUCGCUCACAUUGGACACAAUUUCGGAUUCCUGAUACUGCUGACAGAGAUGCCGACCUACCUCAGUGGAAUUCUGCACUUCGACAUCAAAUCGAAUGGGCUUCUGUCUGCCUUGCCUUACAUAGUGCAAGCGGUUUGUGCGUGGCUAGUCUCUUUCUUGGCUGACAGGAUAAGGAAGUCUGGGAAAAUGAGUAUCACUACAAUUCGAAAGGUCUGCAAUUCCAUAGGUCUGUUCGGUCCCGCGGUGUGUCUCCUCGGAGUCACGAUGAGUGGCUGCCGUCCGGACCUCAUCGUCGCCCUGCUGUCCAUGUCACUGGCCCUCAACGGAUUCAUCUAUUCCGGUUUCAAUGUCACCCACGUGGAUAUGAGCCCGGAUUUAGCAGGGACCACUUUUGCAAUUACAAACGCCACUUCCAAUGUUUGUGGGAUAAUUGGCCCUAUGAUUGUCGGAUAUUUUACAGCAACUGGCGCAACUAUUGCAAACUGGAGUGACGUGUUCUACGUCACAGCUGCCGUGUACACCGUCUGUGCCGUGUUCUAUGCCAUCUUUGCGUCAGCUGAACCCCAGCCAUGGGGCACAGUGAACACAGACACGGAAAAGAAGUACAGUCUCGACAACAUCAAAAGCUAGCGACGGUCAAGUGAUGAUUAAGAAUAUUUUCAUUGCACACUGGUAAAUCAAGCCUAAGUUGACGACCAACAGCAGGCUUUUUUUGAGAAAACUGGUUUGUUCCUGACUUGCGGAAACACUUGAUCGAUUGAACCUUGACAUCGAUCGAGAAAGGGAGAAGACAAGAGUGUGGCUGGACAGUAAUUUUACGAUGAAAUUUAAAUGCUGAAUUUCAUUUAAAGAAUUCCUCUAUAUAAUUCCUCUAUUUAACCAUCAAAGUGCAUCGAAACAUUUUGUAAAGAUUUAGUUCAGUGUCUAAUCACCUUAACUUUAUCAUUGGUAUAGAGAAUAUAUUGACUCUAAUGCGCGAUCGAAUUUCCUGAUGAAAUGUUAUUUUAUCCGUUGAUCGAUUAUCUUUUAUCCACGAAUUUUUUUCUUACUUGUUAAUAACUGACUAGUUUAACUAACAUUAAACUUAUCCUAAUUUUAAAAGCAUAUUGAGCAUUCACAAUUUGCUCACGAUAUUUCGUUUAUGAUAUGCCAUUCUAAAAAUAACAAGGAACGGAGAUUAAGAACCAUCCAGUCAAACUUCUCCGUUCAUCUCCACAUAUUUGAUGCAAAUAGAAUAUUGUUUUGAUCAUUUCAGCUCCAAAUCGAAAAAUAUAAAAUAAAUUAAUUCGAUACAGCGCAUUAAGGUAUGUGCACCUCAUUUAAAUAUUUACCUUUCUGUUCAAAUUUAAUCAUCAUUUAAUUAGUCAUUCAGAUAUACAUGCCAUUGCAUGCAUUUAACUGAAUUAUUUCGUAGUAACAGAAAACAGUAAAAUAAAAUUCUGUACGGAAUUUCGCGCUAUCAGGCUCAAAAAUUGGAAAAAGGAACAGUUUGUAGAUCUGUUUUAUAUUUUUGUUAAUGGAUGAAGAUUUUGAUGCAUUGCGUGCCAUUAGAGAUUACUUAUCGUCAAAAAUUCCUGCAUGCUAUGUAUUCCUGAUGUGAGGCAGCGAACUGCAGAAGUGAUUAAUAAGAGCUGUAUCUCACAUAAAUGUGAAUUACUUGCAAUAUAAACAUGUAAGGGGUUAAUAAUGUACAUAUGCAUAUUUCAACACAUAAAUAUUGUAACUCAUAUUUAAGUAUUUUUAAAUAAAGUAAUAAAAUUCACUGCA
Molecule: messenger RNA, 2732 nt
Organism: Argiope bruennichi
Lineage: Eukaryota; Metazoa; Arthropoda; Arachnida; Araneae; Araneidae
Product: putative inorganic phosphate cotransporter
Exons: 10
Coding region: 72-1595 (507 amino acids)
Biological process (GO): transmembrane transport; monoatomic anion transport
Molecular function (GO): transmembrane transporter activity
Source: RefSeq, a predicted model, not a curated record